Molecule: messenger RNA, 1470 nt
Organism: Paraphaeosphaeria sporulosa
Lineage: Eukaryota; Fungi; Ascomycota; Dothideomycetes; Pleosporales; Didymosphaeriaceae
Product: DNA primase small subunit
Exons: 2
Coding region: 1-1470 (489 amino acids)
Biological process (GO): DNA replication, synthesis of primer
Cellular component (GO): alpha DNA polymerase:primase complex
Source: RefSeq, a predicted model, not a curated record
AUGCCUCACUCGGUCACACCAGAAUCGACGGCCGCCGAGGAACAGCCCGCCAUUAAGGCCGAACAGAACGCACAAGACAUUGCAAUGGCCGAUGCACCGAGUUCCGGGGAAGCGGAAGAUAAAGCGAAGGUAAACCUAGAAGAGCUUUUUGACGACGAUGACGAUUCGGAUGGAGAGUUUGCUUCGAAUCACUUACUAACAGCUUGCAGCAAAAUCUCAGACAAGUCACAAUACUCAGACCCAGAUGUCAUGCGAGCCUUCUACCAGCGCCUCUUCCCGUUCCGGUACCUUUUCCAGUGGCUGAACCACUCUGCCGUUCCCUCCACCGACUUUGCACACCGCGAAUUCGCUUUCACGCUGCCCAACGACGUCCUGCAGCGAUACCAGUCGUUCCCUACCGCUGAUACGUUUCGCAAGCGAUGCAUUGCAGACACCCCGCCACGUAUCGACAUCGGUCCUGUGUACUCGACGAACCCUCGCGACCGGAAAACACUGCGAAAGGCUAGUGCGUUCCGCCCAAUAUCACGAGAACUUGUGUUUGAUAUCGAUAUGGAUGCCUACGACGAUAUCCGAACAUGCUGCACGGGCGCAAACAUAUGUCAAAAGUGCUGGACAUUCAUUACAAUGUCUAUCAAAGUGGUAGAUGUAGCGCUGCGCGACGACUUUGGGUUUAAACACGUUCUGUGGGUGUAUUCUGGUCGAAGAGGAGCCCACGCGUGGGUGUGCGACAAGCGUGCGCGAGAGAUGGACGAUUCUAAGCGACGUGCAGUAUAUGGCUAUCUGGAGGUGCUCAAGGGAGGCGACCAGGGCGGAAAGAAGGUCAAUGUCUGGCGUCCACUGCAUCCGCAUCUGGAACGGAGUCUCAAAAUCCUACCAGAAUAUUUCCAAACCACGAUCCUUGCUGAGCAGGAUCCUUGGGCAGGCGAAAACGCCGCGCACUUGCUGAACCUGAUUCCGGACACCAAGCUUCGCGAGGCGUUGCAGAAGAAAUGGGAUUCCUCACCAGGGCGACCUAGCGCGUCGAAGUGGGCCGACAUCGACAGCGUUGCAAAGUCUGGCGCGCUCUCCAAGUCUUCCAAGGAGCUGCUGGAAGCGAAACAAGACAUUGUUCUGGAGUACACCUAUCCACGGCUCGACGCCGACGUCGGCAAGAAGCUCAACCAUUUGCUCAAAUCACCAUUCGUUGUCCAUCCUGCCACAGGGCGGAUAUGCGUGCCGAUUGACCCGAGGAAAGCAGAGGAGUUCGACCCGCUUAGUGUGCCCAAGGUCACGGAGCUGCUGGUUGAGAUUGAUGAGUGGAAAGAAGAAGAUGUCGAAAAGAAGAUACAGGACUGGGAGAAAACCAGCUUGAAGCCGUACAUUGAUUACUUCAGAGGGUUCGUUGCGGGGCUGCUGAAGGAAGAGAAGGAGAGCGAGAAGGGCGGGGUCAAGAGGGAGCGAGAUGAGCAUGGCGAAGCCAUGGAGUUCUAG